This is a messenger RNA of Tetrahymena thermophila SB210, 3237 nucleotides long. RefSeq lists its product as hypothetical. Lineage: Eukaryota; Ciliophora; Oligohymenophorea; Hymenostomatida; Tetrahymenidae. The record is from RefSeq and is a predicted model, not a curated record. The transcript is spliced from 2 exons.
UUUAAUUUCAAAAACUUUAUAUUUAAAAUACACUACGACAAAUAAAAUCAAAUGAAGAAUAAAAGAAAAGCAAAUCCAUCUCUUAGUACUAAUUAUUAAGAAGAGCCUUCUUUGUAGGUAUUUUAAAAUGCUAUUUUAAGUGAGUAAUUAGGUACUUUGCAACCAAGCACCACCUGCUAAAGAUGUUCUUCGCCAUUUAAUUUAAGUCACUUGAAUCAUUCUUAUGAACAAUAAAAGCAAAAUUAAUUUUUUUUAAAUGCAAGCUAUGAAAAUUAGUAGAGUAACUAAAAUGAAUAUCAAGAUAUUAACUAAAAAAGACAUUUAUUUGAUAAAGAAACUGAAAUUAAUCAUACAAAAAAUAAUUUAAAAAAAUAAAGUAACGAUGUGAGGAGAUCAUUGUAAGUUUAGUCAACAAAAAAUAGGUCAAACACUUAUAAUAGGGAUAAUAAUAAAAAAUAAAUAGCAACUAGCAUCAAUAAUAAUAGUUUUAAUAAUUCUAAAAAGAUGAAUUUUUCUUCAAACGAGCAUGGAAGGCAAGAUAAAAACAGGAAAUCUUCUCCUCUAAAACUAGAAAAGGAUAGUCAAAUAACUAUUCAACUUAAAACAAUAGACAAUAUAGUUGAAUAAAAAGUUAAAAAAAGGGAAUAAAGGCUUAUUGAGAAAGAAAACGCAAUAUUAGAGCUUCAAGAAAACUUUAAAAAAAAAAUAGAAGAGUUAGACAAUAAGCUAAAUUUGUAAUUAGUGAAUCAACAGUAAGAUAGAAGUGUAAACGACUUUGUUGGAGGCAGAUUAUAGUAAGGAUAAUCAAUUCCUAUAGCUAGUGCUUAUAUAGCUAACAAUUUAAAUGGCUAGAAUGUUAUAACAUCAUCUUCUUCGAUUGAUGGAAGAAUCACAUCAUAAACAGGUUAAAAUGAAUCUAUUUUUAAUAUAGCUAACAGAAACAAUACAUUUGCUAGGAAUUCUAGUGAUGCAACUACAAAUUUUACAAAUAACCAAAGCACUUCGCUAUUUAGUUAGAAUGGAAUAUCUUCUGAUUAGUUGCUCAUAAAAUAAUCCUAGUAAAACCAGUAGAGGUUAAAUAUUAAAAGUAGAGAUUUAUCUAGUGAGGAAAAUCUUCAUAGAAGAAAUAGAUCAAAAACAUCAAACUAAUUUACUGAAGAUUUAAAUCCCAAAAACAUUUACUCAACUAACAACAAUUCAUAUGCAAAUUGUGAUUUUUUGAAUUAUACUACAGUAAAUGGUAAUAAUUUUACUUAAGAAAACACUUGCAAUUAUGAGAACGAGGACUUUAAUAAUUAAUAAAACUCUGAAAAUUCUGAUUAAUCUGAUUAGCCAUUAAUAAACUAGGCAGUUAAUUGCUAAUGCAAUAUUACUUAAACAAACAUUAAUUAAAAAAUUUAAAAUCGUAAUUUAGUAUUAGAAAAUUUAAGCUAUUCUAUUUCCAAUAAAAAUAGCAAUAGUACUAAAACUAAAAGUAUUUCUCCUUACGGACAAGUACAAACUCCUAAUAAUGCAGGUUAAUUUAAUUACAGGAUAAAUACAUAGAAUUCAUAUUAAAAUAGUGGCAAAACAGCAAAUGAUAUUUUAAAUAAUACACUUUCUUUAAAUAAUACAAAUUGUAUGUUGAAUUAAACUCAAUACAAUAACCAUAAUAUGUUAAAUUAAACUCUAAAUAACAACUAAAAUAUUUUGAAUACAACACUAAGCAACAAUCUUAAUUUAUUGAAUACCACAAACUUGGCUAUAAAUGAAUAGUUUUUAGAUUAAAAAAUAAUGGAGAAGUAAAAGUAACUAGAAUUUAUUGAGCAUGAAAUGUUUUUAAAAGAGAAAGCAAUUAAAGAAAAGAAGGAGUAAAUUAUUGACCUUGAUAGAAAUAUAUCAGAAAAAAAAGAAUACAUUCGUAAAUAUACUGACAAUUUUGAAAUACUCAGAGAGAAUGCUCAUUAAAUAAAAAUAGAUUUAAAUGAAGAGGAAAAAAUACUUGAAAAAGUUAAGGAAGAAAAAAAAAAGGAGUUGGAGGAGACAAAAAACUUGAAAAAAGAAUUGUCUAAUUUGAAUGAAAAAAUAGCAGUAUCAAAAGCAGAGCUUGAGCAAGUCGAGGCUCAUAUGAAAGAAAAAGAAGUACAGCUCAAAGAAAAAAGUGAUAAAUUGUAAUUAGUUUAACUGCAACUCCAGUAAACAGAAUCUUAAAUUGAAACCUAAAUGAUUAUGAUUAGAUAAUAAACUGAUUAAAUAGAAAUUAGAUUUAAAUAGCUAAAUGAUCUUUCUGUAUUUGUUGAUAAGGAGAGACGCAAACUUCAACAAAAAGAAGCAGAUGUUGAAAAUUUAAAUUAAAAUUGUAUAGCAAUUAGGGAAUAAAAUUCUAAUAAAGAAAAAUAGCUGAAGAAAAGAGAGGAAGAUGUUUACAGGAUGUAAUUGCAUUUAGAUGUUGAAAGAACAGGAAUUGAAGAGCUAAAGCAAAAGUUAAAAGAAUAAGAAGCAGUUAUUUCAUCAGAAAAAAAGAAGUUAGAUGAAGUAGCAUCAUAAUUAUCUUAAAAGCAGUAAAAUUUACUUGAGUACAAAGAGGGUUGGGAAAAAAAAUUAAAAGAAAAAGAAGAGAAUCUCUUCCAAAGAGAAGGUUCAAUUAAAAUGAAAGAGGAGCUCCUGAUUCAAUAAAGUCAGUUAUAUCAAGACUUAGAGUUAAAAAUGGAAGGACUAAAUCUACAAGGAUAAUUAUGGGAAAAGAAGUGCAUGGUUGAUUAAUAAAAUAUUAUUUAACUUUAAAAGAAGUACUCAGCUCAAGGUUUAUUUAAUUCUGCAUCUGCAUAAAGGAAAAAGAAAAUUGUAAAUUCUUAGAGCGGUGACUUUUCAAAUAAUAAAGAAAAUGAUUUGUUUAUUAAAACAAACAUAAAGUCAAAUUUGUUUCCACCUUCAUCCUUAAAACUAGUACCUUAAUCAACUACUAACGAAACGACAUAAUCUUCAUAAAAACCGCCAUAUUACUUCUCAAAUGCAAAAUCAGACUAUAUGAAAUAAACAAAUAGGAAAUAAGAUGAUAAUUAAAUGUAAAACUAUACUUAAGAAAAUGAGUAAUACUACCGAAAUGAGCAAGAAUUUAAUGAUACAGAAAAUGAUUAGAAUUUAAAUAAUGCUAAUAUUAUUAAUUAAAGUGGAAACACAGGAUUAAUAAAGAUCAACACCAAUGAAAAAGGCUAAAAUAAAAAUAGUUAAUUUUUCAAAAACUUUAACAAAAAAUGA